Rosa rugosa (rugosa rose) is the source of this 1032-nucleotide messenger RNA. RefSeq lists its product as uncharacterized. The transcript is spliced from 3 exons. The coding region runs from base 1 to 1032 and encodes 343 amino acids. NCBI's taxonomy places the organism in Eukaryota, Viridiplantae, Streptophyta, Magnoliopsida, Rosales, Rosaceae. The record is from RefSeq and is a predicted model, not a curated record.
AUGGCGUGUGCAAGUCGCUACCCAAGUGAUGCCUUCCCCACAAUUGGUUCAACAGACUGCAUUGGUCGUUCCCUUCCUGACCCAAAUUACAUGAAAAGAUAUGAAGUUGAGGAGAUGAUCAGGGCGGCCACUCAGAGGCGGGACCUCAAUGCGGGUUACAGGAAUAUCAUAUUCUCUACUUUGUCGGGGGAGGAUACUGAGAGUGCUGCAAAUCAUUUGGCCAGGUUUAGAGUUCAAUGUGGCCAAUACCAGAAUGAUGAUAGCCUGAAGUGCAAAAUCUUUGCCACUUUGCUAUCAAGGGCUGCCUUUACUUGGUUUUCCAAGCUGAAAUCGGGCUCAAUAACUGAUUGGCCUGCGAUGCAGAAGCUCUUUAGGGAGACUUUCAGAGACAUUGACUUAGCUUGUCUCACUCAGAUGUCCCAACAGCCAACUAAAUCUAUUGUAGCCUACCUCCAGCGCUUCCAUAUUCAAAAGGCAAAGUUGAAUAUGGUGCUGCCUAAAAAGGAAUUGGUUAAGUUGGCGAUUAAAGGCUUAGAACCACGCCAACACAAGAAGCAGCAUGGAACCAUGUUCGACUCCAUGGGAGAGCUAAUCACAAAGGUGGCUCGCUUUGAACACCUCCUCAGAGAAACAGAUGCAAGGAAAAAUGCCUCUAAGGGGACAUAUGUCCAAGGAAAGAACAGGACAAGUGAGGAGGAGACUCCAGAGGAAAAAGUUGAGAAGGAUGAAGUCUCCGCCCAUGAGCUAUCAGGAAAGAAGGGCUCUGCACUUAAGCAACUGAAACUCAGCAAGGAACCUGUUAAGCUCAAGUCAGUGGCGCUCACCAAACCUGAAUUCACGACCUAUACUUAUGAUGCAAACAAAGUGCAUGAGAUCUUGGACGAGAUGACAGCCGCGAAGAUGGUCAAGAUUGACUUUGGUCUUUACCCCAAAGCAGAUCAGCUAAAAGGGAAGAAAUAUUGCAAGUUUCACAAUUUUUGGAACCAUAAUACUGCUGAAUGCGUAAAUUUGAAGGAUCAGAUCCAGGUUUGA